AUGGCGCGUAUGGUCACAUCCCCGUGUCAAGGAGACCAUGUUACCACCACAAAGCCAGAGGACGCCGUUAAUCAGAAAUCGGCUCGUCAUACGAACUCAAAUACCAACUGGGGCGCACACAAGCACCUCGCGUCUCCAGGACAAUCGACCGAUGUAGCAACCGAAGACGUCGAAGUCGUCUCAGCACUGAAGCUCAUCGCCGUCUCAGUGGCUGAGCAGCGCCACCUUGCCGCCAAAUCCCUCCUUCUCCACCCGGCCACCUUGACCCUGGCAGCUGUGAGUUACGCUUACAGCGUCGGUGCUGUUUACCAUGACCCAUCAGGCUGGCCCUACAUUGCUGUUAUCUGUGCCACUGCAUUAUCGGCCACUCUUGGCAUCAUCACACGCUUGGUCAGGAGAUAUAACGAUGAGGCUGAGAAAGUUGGAACACUGAACUGGUUGUACGGGCACCAUCCUAGCACGGAUUUCGACGCUACCACGAUCCAGGAAGGUGCCACCUUCAACUCAGAUGAUGGAGUUACGUUUGUACUUAUUCAUCGAUUCGGGGGUUGCAUUGUUGGGACGCUUGUUAUAAGCAUCGCAUACAGCGGCAUCCAACCCCGUCCGAAACUAAACGCGACGACUCUACCAACGGGUGAGAACUACGAUGCCUUGAUACGUGCCUGGACAGUUCAAAAAGGCUUCCGUGGCUACGGUGUUGGUGCUGUGCUCCUCAACAAGGCCGUCAUGAUCUGCUAUGAUCAUAAGUGGAAAGGACUCCGGUUCGCGAAUUCCCACGCCAACUCGCUUCGCGUGUUUUCCUCCAUCUUUCAUAGUGACAUGGACCAGGAAUCCGCUAUGUGGAGCUCAUACCUGCGCAAAAGGACCGAGGCUUAUCGUCAAUCCCGUGCUGUUUUCGAGGCUCGAGUCCUCCAUGUAUCCCCGAAUGCCAGUGAUAGCCAGAUCUCGAUGACCGAUGCACAGAUGCGGUUGGUUUGUACCCAGGUGAAGCUAGAGGAGUUGACCCGGAGGAGCUUCAAUGUGCGCCUUGAAAAGGCACGUGAAGCCCAGGCUCGGUGGAAGGAAAUCUCGUAA
Penicillium robsamsonii is the source of this 1074-nucleotide messenger RNA. Its product is annotated as Acyl-CoA N-acyltransferase. The coding region runs from base 1 to 1074 and encodes 357 amino acids. The transcript has a single exon. Gene Ontology annotation, molecular function: acyltransferase activity, transferring groups other than amino-acyl groups. The record is from RefSeq and is a predicted model, not a curated record. NCBI's taxonomy places the organism in Eukaryota, Fungi, Ascomycota, Eurotiomycetes, Eurotiales, Aspergillaceae.